Molecule: messenger RNA, 1044 nt
Organism: Pipistrellus nathusii (Nathusius's pipistrelle)
Lineage: Eukaryota; Metazoa; Chordata; Mammalia; Chiroptera; Vespertilionidae
Source: the annotation of a GenBank genome assembly
AUGGUCCUGGUCCACGUCGGCUAUCUCGUGCUUCCCGUGUUCGGCUCUGUGCGAAACAGAGGUGCCCCCUUUCAAAGGUCUCAGCAUCCACACGCUACCUCCUGCCGCCACUUCCACCUGGGCCCCCUGCAGCCGCAGCAGCUCACACCCGACUUCCCCCUGGCCCACCCCGUGCAGUCACAGCCGGGCCUCAGCGCCCACAUGGCCCCGGCCCACCAGCACAGCGGCGCCCUGCACCAGUCCCUGACCCCGCUGCCCACCCUGCCGUUCCAGGAUGUCACAGGUCCCUCCUUCCUACCUCAGGCCCUGCACCAGCAAUACCUCCUGCAGCAGCAGCUCCUGGAAGCCCAGCACCGCAGGCUCGUCUCGCACCCCAGGCGAAGUCAGGAGCGCGUGUCUGUCCACCCCCACCGACUCUACCCCAGCUUCGACUUCGGCCACCAACUCCAGACACCUCAGCCCAGGUAUUUGGCUGAGGGCACUGACUGGGAUCUCAGUGUGGACGCCAGCUUGAGCCCUGCUCAGUUCCAGGUGCGGCCCAUCCUUCAGCACUAUCAGCAUUACCUAGCGACGCCUCGAAUGCACCACUUUCCCAGAAACUCCUCCUCCACGCAGAUGGUUGUCCAUGAAAUCCGAAACUACCCUUACCCGCAGCUUCACUUCCUUGCUCUCCAGGGAUUGAACCCCAGCAGACACAUCUCUGCUGUGCGGGAGAGCUAUGAGGAGCUACUACAGCUUGAGGACAGGUUGGGAAAUGUGACUCGAGGAGCUGUGCAGAACACCAUCGAGAGGUUCACCUUCCCCCACAAGUACAAGAAGAGAAGACCCCAAAAUGGCAAAGGCAAGAAGGAAGAGGGGGAGGAGUCAGACACUGAUGAGAAAUGCACAAUUUGUCUGUCUAUGCUGGAGGAUGGAGAAGAUGUGAGACGCCUACCCUGUAUGCAUCUUUUUCACCAACUCUGUGUGGACCAGUGGCUCGCCAUGAGCAAGAAAUGCCCCAUCUGCCGGGUGGACAUUGAGACACAACUGGGAGCUGACAGCUGA